Messenger RNA from Lutzomyia longipalpis, 4029 nucleotides. RefSeq names its product choline transporter-like 2 (gene Ctl2). Lineage: Eukaryota; Metazoa; Arthropoda; Insecta; Diptera; Psychodidae. The coding region runs from base 1395 to 3617 and encodes 740 amino acids. Gene Ontology annotation, biological process: transmembrane transport. The record is from RefSeq and is a predicted model, not a curated record. Gene Ontology annotation, molecular function: transmembrane transporter activity. The transcript is spliced from 8 exons. Gene Ontology annotation, cellular component: membrane.
AAAGUCCAUAAUUUGUGAGAAUAUUGUAGGGUAAUAAUUUCAUUUUAUUUUUAUGUGAUUCUAUUAAGUUUUUUUUUUUACAAAAAGUGAAAACUGGCGUAGGUUUAUGGCGAUGGUAGACAGUGAAACAGAGAGUUCUCUCGUGAGAAAAAAAUCCAACGCUUUCUCUCAUCAAGUUCAAACGCUUCGCAAGUCUCAACUAAAGUGCUGCAAAUAAAUGAUUUUUAUUAGAUUUUUUUUAAAAAUAAAAAUAGAUAGAACACAAAGAUCGCAUUCAAGAGAUCAUCGGUACUAAUACAGCUCGGCAAAACACGUUUAACUCUAACACAACGUGCAAAUAGAUCACGUUGAUCAGUUCGAUCGGGAAAUUGAUAUUUUAUCAGUAGAAGAGCUUUUAUAUUAAACUAAUUAUUAGUUUUCCCCGUUUUCCCUAAGUAAAGCAACAACAGAACAUAGAUCGAGAGACUGUCCAUGCCUUAUGUUCCAUAUUAAAUAUCAGGGACUGCAAUAUUUAUUUAAUUAUUUUAUAUACAAGUCUGUUUCGGAAAAUAAGAAAAAUAAACAAAUUUUUACAAUUUUCCUUGCAAUCAACAUGUUACUCACGCCUGUCAGGCACUCUUGAAAUUUAAUCUGAUUGUGGCGAUGAAGAAUCGCAUUCAAUUACAGCAAUGGAAAUACUAUCUUUUAAAAGGGAAUUACUAAUGACUCACAGCUAUGCGCAAGAUAAGAAAUAAAAUGAACACAAAUAAGAAAAUUACUUGAUAGUGUUGCUUGUGUUACACAAACAUUGCUAGAUCACUCAUUUUAUCUAAUUUCACAAGUUUUACGCAUGCGUUGUCUAAAAGAGAUAAAAGUGAUUCCGCGAAAGAACGUUGUGCAUUAUAUAUUGUACAAGAAAUACUCUAAAUAAUAAUAAAGUAUUAGUUUAUUAUAUUUUCUUUAUAAAAAAAUAUGUUGUAUGAUUAAAAGUUCCGCCGCAGAAGUGGUUGUUUUUGGAAAUAUUAAUGCGAGUAAAAGUUAUCACGUGAAUUUAAUAACAUCAAUUAUUUACGUCGACAGUUAUGACCUCCAAUAAUUUCUUUUAAAGAAUGUCAAAAAGUGCUUUUUUAGUGGUUUUAACCACAUAGUAUGCAUAACGUUCUUUUGCUGAUAAUAAGAAAAAUGCUUGACAAUGCAUAUGUGCGUGGCCAUUUUAUAGAUAGCAAAUAAUUUAUCGAAAAGUGACUUUAUAAUGAAAAGUUCAUUAAGUGAAUAUCAUUGCAAUUAAAGUCAUUAAGUGAAAGCAACAAUAUUGUAAAUGUAGUAUGUCAUAAACAUUUUCUAGAAUUUAUAAAUUUAUUGUUGGAGAAACUUGAAUUAUUAAAUAGCAGAUUCAGUUUACUUGAAUUGGAAAAAUGGGGUGUUGUUCCUGUUGUGCCGAAGAGGCGCCAAUAAAGCGCAAUGGGCGCAACACUGAAGAAGAUGAUAGAGUUAGAGAAGAGAGUGAUACACUAUUGUAUAGCGAGCCUAUGAAAUAUGACCCAAAUUUCAAAGGACCACUGAAGAGUCGCUCAUGCACUGAUAUAAUAUGUUUGCUCCUAUUUAUGCUCUUCCUCAUUGGAUGGGGUAUAGUUGCUGCGUACGCAUAUAAAAAUGGUGAUUUAGCACGUCUCCUUAUGCCAACUGACUCCCAGAAUAAUCGCUGUGGGGUUGACAGUAAUGUGCUCAAUAAGCCCUAUCUCUUUUUCUUUGAUCUCUCACGGUGCGUGGAUAUUACGACACCAAUCAAUGGAUGUCCCACACCACAGGUUUGCGUGGAAAAAUGUCCAGAGAGCUCUUUUCUCUUCGACAUGGUAUCUGAGAGUGAAUCAAUUGAUAAUCUGAGGAAUCUUCUAAUCUGUGAUGCCACCGUCAAUAAAAAUGAUAUCACAUCGUAUGCAAUAGCCAAAGAAUAUGUAGAUAACAAUCGAUGUGCUCGGUGGUAUCUUCAGAGUGUUCCAUUUUAUGGUCGGUGCAUUCCAUUUGAUUUUGAAAGUGCUAGGCAAAUUUUAGAAACAAUUGCACUUGAAUUGCAAAAUCUCAUACAAGCUGUGGAUCAUAUUAAAAUCCUUGCUACCAUCAAUGGGGUUGGUCAGAUGGUGGUUGAAGAUGUUAUGGAUUCAUGGUUGACAAUCCUAAUUUCUCUGGGCAUUACAAUGAUAGUUUCGUUGCUUUUCAUUGUAAUAAUGAGAUGGGUUGCCGCUCCCGUGAUUUGGUUAACAAUAUUCGGUGUUAUUGGAAUUCUUGGAUACAUUAUUUACUACAGCAGUACAAUGUACAUUGAAUUAAAAGACAAUCCCGUAUACACCAGUGCUCCUGGAACAAAUAUUAAUGCACUAAUCAAAUCUUACUUGGACAACAAAAAUACUUGGCUGUACAUUCUCAUUGGCGUAUCUAUAAUUCUUUUGAUUAUAUUGUUACUGGUUGUGGUACUACGAAAGAGAAUCGUGAUUGCAAUUGCACUUGUUAAAGAGGGAAGCAAGGCAGUAAGCUCAACGACAUCAACAAUAUUUUUCCCACUGUUUCCUUGGACACUUUACCUGCUCGUGAUUGCUUUUUCGGUUGCAGUAGGUCUCUACUUGGCAUCUGUUGGAGAUCCCGUUUACCGUGUUGUGGGACUCAAUGAAACAAAUCCAGAUGGAUGCGUUUGUACAGGACCACCUGAAGGAAUUUAUCAAAAUGGUCAUCAUUGCACCCCUGACUUAUUCCAACAGCAUUGCCGGGAACCUAUUACCGGCUCAUUCUUUCAGCAGAGAAACGGUCAAUGUCGCACAGCAUCAUGCCAUUUUCAGUACAUUGAUAGCCCAAAAAUUGUUGGGUACUUCCAUGGGGUCAAUGUUGUGGGAUUCUUCUGGUUACUCUUCUUCGUAUCAGCCUUCAAUGAAAUGGUUCUUGCAUCGGCCUUUUCAACGUGGUACUGGACUUUCCACAAGUCUGAUGUUCCCUUUUUCAACGUAACAAUCUCCAUGGGACGGACAAUACGAUACCACCUAGGAACACUAGCAUUUGGAUCACUUAUCAUUACAAUUUGUCGGAUUAUUCGAUGUAUUCUGGAAUAUAUCGAUCACAAACUCAAAAAAUUCGAUAAUGAAGUUACAAGAGCAAUUUUAUGCUGCUGCAAAUGUUUCUUCUGGUGCUUGGAAAAGUUCCUCAAGUUCUUGAACAGAAAUGCCUACAUCAUGUGCGCAAUUCAUGGGAAGAAUUUCUGUUCAAGUGCCCGGGAUGCUUUCAAUUUGCUCAUGAGGAAUUUCUUGCGUGUGAUAACGCUGGACAAGGUCACAGAUUUCCUCUUCUUUAUGGCCAAAGUACUGAUUGCGGCAGGAAUGGGAGUAGCAACGCACUACUUCCUCAAGAGUCCGCACAGUACACUCGAUCUUAAUUAUACAUUCGUCCCCGUAAUUAUUGUAGCAGUUGGGAGCUACCUCAUUGCAUCCAUAUUCUUCUCAGUGUAUUCCAUGGCUGUGGACACACUCUUCCUGUGUUUCCUUGAGGAUACAGAGCGGAAUGAUGGAUCACCUGAGAAGCCCUACUUUAUGUCUAUGGAGCUCAUGAGGAUUCUGGGAAAGAAGAAUGAAGUGCCCCGCCACAGAUAUCGAUAAGAAGAGAUUUGCGUUUAUAAGAUUAAUUUAAAAUAGAGAAAGGAAAGAGAAGGUUGAUCUUUCAGCAGUCUAAGACUGUAUGUUCAGCAAGUUCCUUUUUGAACUAAACUAGUAUGUAUGUGAUUUUUCUAAAAGAUGUAUUAAAAUUUAUAUUAUAUAUAGAAUGUAUACACGGAGGGUUUUUCGAAAAGGACAGUCUCUUUAAAUCUGUUAUGGGAAGAAUGCAAUAACUAAAUAAAGAAAAUCAAAGCUCACAAAAAUAUCAAAGGCUAAAUAGAAUGUGAAAUGUUUAUAUACCUAGUUUUGUUUUGUACAGGAAUGAACAUAAAUUUAGGUCACAUGAAAAUGUUGUAUUAUUAUUUUAUUGUAUCACUGAGCAGUAAAAUAAAAUUUUGGGAAAGUAUGUACUGUA